ACUGGGAUGAAUGUGCUUCUCACGCCGAGAACGACUGCUCUGUGUUUGCCCAGUGUAUCAACCUGAUGGGCUCAUACCUGUGCAGAUGCAAGACAACCAUGGAUACUAAUCCAUCCCGACCUGGAAGAAACUGUGAGGGUGAGAUUGUAGAGACUCUCACUGAAACGACAGCUCCUGCAGUAACAAACAGCACAGAGUUUGCUCCUGAAGAAGUAAGACCUGCAAGUUCUUCUUCCCAUGCCACCACCAAGAUGGCUGCUGUAGGUUCUGAGAUGAGCAUUCCUGUACACCUCCCUGCUGCAUUGCCCCUGGGUGACAAGCAAACACCCCAUGGUCAUUCUCCCACCAUCACUGCUCUGUCCCUUUGGAAAAAGGACCUGGCACCACAGACGGACUUUGGCAGGGACAACAGCCCCACAGUGAUGGGGAUCACAGCCGCUGUCCAGAAACUUAGUGGCACAGUACGGAUAACAAAUGUGAAAUACUCUCCGGGCUUUAGCAAUACAAGCAGUGAGGAAUACCAAAACUUUUCACAGCUCUUUGUUGAUGAAGUACAUAAAUCUCUGCCCCUUGAGGUUUUUCAGCAGAUGGAUGCUGGUCUGGUUAAAGUGCUGAUAAUGGGUAUUACUAAUGGGAGCACAGUGGUAAGUUUCAAUUUACUGGUUGCAGAAGAUGUGGAUAUCUACUCCAUCAUCACCACUUUCCGUCAUGCCUUUGAACACAACUCCUAUUUCAGAGUUGACAAAAGCAGUCUCUCCAUAAACGAUUAUGACGAAUGCAAAAGCAAAGAAGAUGACUGCUCCCUGGAUGCAUCAUGCCACAACACACUUGGGUUUUACCAGUGCAGCUGUAAUGAAGGAUUUGCUGAUGUGCACCCAGAAAAGCCGGGAAGAAGCUGUGAAGCAUUUCCUGUCAUCCAGAAGGCAACAGUGACGGAUGAGAAACUUGUACACAACACUGUUUUACCUGUGACAUCUUUGCAAACUUCAGCUCGUGUUUCCUCCCCUACUUCACUGAAUUUUUCUACUACUGAGCACAAAGCUCUGGAGGACAAGACAUUCUCCAGCGUGGUUCUGUCUCCUCUCACCAUGGAUCCUGUGUCAACUCCUGGUAUUUCUCCUCAUGCAUCUCCUGCCUCUCUCAUUAAACCACUCCAGAAGGUUUCCAUUAAAGAUGCAGUGACAGUGUUUUGUGAAAUCGAGAAGAUCAUCCUUGCCAUCCAGAAGAGAUUUUUACAGCAGGAGUCCAUCCCUGAAACCUCCCUGUACCUGGGAGAGCCUCACUGCAAUGUGACCAUGAGCAAUGACACUCACAUUGUGCUGCAGGCAGACUGGAGUGACUGUGGCACUAAAGUUGAGACUAACAUUACUAAUACCGUGGUGAAAACCAUCCUUCGGAAUGACAAUUCUACUCAGGGAGUAAUCCACCACUUGAAAGUUGCCAGUCCCAUUCACUGUGUGUUUCAAAAUGAUCUCUUGACUUCCUCUGGGUACACAGCAGAAGGACUUUAUACCAUCUUUGAGGAUUUACAUGGAUCUGGACACUUCAGAACAGAAAUGCAGUUGUUUAUUGGAAACUCCCCAAUACCAAAAAAUUUCAGUGUCUCUGCCAGUGAUGAUGUACUGAUUGAAGUGGGCAUCCAGAGAGCAGACAGCAAACUCAAGGUGGUCCUCACCAACUGCUGGGCAACUCCAACUAAUAAUUCAGUGGAUGCCCUCUCAUUUACUUUUAUCAGCAACAGCUGUCCCAUCCCAAAUACGUUUACCACACUGCUAGAGAAUGGGAAUUCAAGCAAAGCACAGUUUAAGAUGAAAAUUUUUUCCUUUGUCAACAAUUCUGUGGUUUACUUGCAUUGCAAAAUUCGUAUUUGUAUGGAGACACCAGGAAGCACCUGCAGGACCAGAUGCCAAACAGUUCGAUCCCUGAAGACUGGUGAAACCAUCGCUACACACAGAACAUCCUGGGGACCCUUAUGUAAAUCAGCUGCAUCUGAUUUGAAGAGAGAGAAGGAGUCUGGGAUAGGAGUUGGAUACAUCGUCCUCAUUGUCUUUGCUGUGUUUGUUUUUGUGCUGGGAGUUGUGGGCCUUCUCAUUUUCCAGUACCAGCGAAAGCUGGGAAGAUACAGCUUCAGAAUCAAGUCUGCCAACUUCAGCUACCAGGUGUUCUAUGAUUAG
Merops nubicus (carmine bee-eater) is the source of this 2174-nucleotide messenger RNA. It is a transcript of the gene UMODL1, whose product is annotated as uromodulin-like 1. The annotation marks the transcript as partial. The record is from RefSeq and is a predicted model, not a curated record. Gene Ontology annotation, molecular function: calcium ion binding. Lineage: Eukaryota; Metazoa; Chordata; Aves; Coraciiformes; Meropidae. The transcript is spliced from 11 exons. Gene Ontology annotation, cellular component: cell surface.